GGAUCAAACAUUGUUAAAGGCCCUGGCAUUCCAAGUGCUGCACACCAACUUCCUGAAAACAUAGGGGCAAAGCAGGAGCAAGGAGAAGGAGAUGGGAACGAGAAGAAAAGUUGCGGAGGAAGGAAGCUGGUGCCAUCCUUUUGUGGAGAUAUCCUGCAAAAAGAGGGUUGUUCUAAUCAACUUUCCUGCAAUGGCAAGUGCUGCAUAUCUGAGGAGACUGGGGCCUAUGACAUGCUGUCCUUUUGGUGGAAUAUCUUGCUGGGAGAAGCUUUUGCAAAGCACUGGACACCUGAAUUCCCAGUUGGAUUGAUUUGGGGUAUUUGCAACACGUUGCUUGCAAGUGAUCUGCAGACUGAGAAGUUAUUGGCUAUUAGGUUCAACUGCCAAGAGGAGAGACCCACCUCCACUAGCCAGUAUCUGGAUUAGCAGUGGCUGGAGGGAGACAGUGGCCACUGGGGAGAGAGGUGUCAGAUUCCACUGCUGUCUCAUGCCUACAUCACCGAGCAGCACUCAGAAGGCUACAGAUGCCAUAGGAUGACUGUUUUAAGGCCUGAAGGCACUGCUAGAGCCAUCCCUGAGUCUCUGGCCUCCACAUUUCUGCCAAGAAAGCUGCCAUGUCAGAGCCAGGAGCUGCUGCCUCUCACUGGAGCAGUGACCAGCUGAAGAGUGGAGCAGCUCCAUGCACUGGAGCACUGCUCUGAAGGAGAGGAGCUCCGAGGCCUUGCCAAGUGUCAAACACGGAGAAGUCAUCUCAUGGUGACCAGGCCACACAGCAGUUUCGAUGUAUGGGCUUUCCCACUAAGUCCUUCCUACAGGCAAUCCAAGUGCAGUUGUUCACACACGAAGAGUUGUGGAGAAAUUGCUGUCUAACUGAUCCUUUGUGGACUUCCUACCAAAACCAUCCAGUGCAACAUAUGGGUUUGUUCAGAAACAUUCCCCGGAGCCCGGCUCUGCUCCUGCCGCCGCCGUGCACGGAGGAACCUGCAAAGGGGACAGCAGCUCCACGAGCCGCAGGGUUUCACAGGAGUGGCCCAGCGACGGGGUGGCCAGGGCACAGACUGACAGAGCAGCUUUGCAUCUAUGCAAACCUGAUGACUCAGGCUGGUGGUCACCUGUUGCCAGCAUCCCUCUGUUGCCAAGAAGCCUGAACCAACAUCUCCAGCCGUCGUUCCAGGCAUCGCAGACUUGCACAGUCAGAGACAGCCACGGCCAGGCAGGCGGGGAGCAACCUCAUGGAAACCAAUUCUGUAUCGUCAAGGCAGAACCAUGAGGUUUCAGAGAGCUCCCACAACUCGUUACAACAGAGGAUUGAAGCCGCUUUAGAGCAGCUGAGUGCCAGCGCUUAUCCCGGCGAGCGCACAGCAUUCAGCUUUACCCAGCCUCAGGUGCAGUGGGAUUUUGAAUUGUCCACCCGUUUGCCCGCAUCAGCAGGGGAGGUAGGCAUCAGCUUGCUGGCCCCAGGGCUUGCUGAGCUGAUGUCCUGAUUCAGCUAUCGACAGCCGUCUCUUCUGUCUGUGAUGGACGUGAACCCAUGUGGUAGCAAAGAUGGGAAAUUACUGAGAAAAAAAAAAAAAGAGACCAGCAUAAGCCAGACCAAGAAGUCCGGAGUAAACACAGCCUCAGCCGAGCAACGUACAGCUGUCAAGUCACAUCGCGGCAGUUUUCUGGAUGAUGAUGGCUUAACGAUGCUUUGGCCCAGGGGUACAUCUCCCGCUGCGAAACUGCUUCUUCAAAGCCACUUUACCACCAACCUGAAGGGAAGUAAUCAUGGCUUGUGUAUAAAUGUAUAUGACGAGAGCAAAUGCAUGGUUAUAGCUAUAGCGCAUCCAGCAGGUCGGACAAAACAGGCAAAGUCCUCUGGGUGUUUUGCUCCCUGAACAUAGAGGUCGCUGGCCAUUCUCCUCAUGAUAUUUGAUAGAAUAUAGGAGGCAGAGCCUGGGCACACAUACAUAAACCUGCCAGUGAUUAGUUAUAUACUUAGCGCUAGCUUUUUUAUAUAUAUAUAAACGUUUUAAAAACAAAAUGCAGAUGUCACAGAUCUUCUUUUGCCCCAGAAAAAAAAUGUGUGCUCUUCUCUGACUCCCAGACUAUUCAAAAGUUGUCUUACAUCUUUUGUGGGCAGAUUGUCCAAGUUUAGCUGCUUAGUCAAAGAGUUUUUGAAAGCUGUUUUGGGCAUUAAUCAUACUCUUUCUGACUGAAAUGGGAACCAAACAUGCGAGAUUCCUGGGAAAAGCCCAGCCAGAAUCUCACAGUACAAAUGAAAGGUAGGAACUGCUUUUGCUCUUGCUGGGAUAUGUACAAUCACAAAAUUCUGGCUAACAUCCAUCUCAUGAAUUAAUGCUGAAAAAUAAUGGAUUUUCUAAGUGUCUGAUUGGUAAAGUGGAGAUAGGGGAGCUGAUCCAGUAAGGCGCUGAGGCCUUCUCCCGGCCAGCAACUGUAGCAAGGUUUCACAUUCAGGGAGUAGGUCAAUUCGCUUGCACGUUUAAUGGAUGAGAUAAGGGCAGCUUACAGUAAAUUAGCUUUCUGGGUAAUAUAUGAUAUCAAGGAUGCAAAAGCCUGCCUGCUGCUGCGGGGGCUGCCGCUGCCUGCGUGCCUGCGUGCCUGCGUGUGCUUCCAGAGCAAGCCCAGGCACAGCGAUUUGGAGAUGAUGCUUUGGACUAAAAACAAACACCGACUAAAUGACCACUAAGGCCACGUGGGCAACGUGCUGCCUUUGGGAGAUGGCUGACGACGCUCUGCUCCGCGCAGUUUCAGCCGAGUCGCAGGACGCGUCUCUGGGUUGUGUCUGCGUGCACAGGGGUGCACGUCCGGCCGGCGGCAGCCUGCUCCCUCCUGCUCCUCCAGCCUGCAGGUCAGGCCAGAUUAGGCCUCUCCUAGAUCCUGUCCUGCUUUCUCCAGUUCUGCAGACCUCUGAGCCUCGGUUUCCAUGCUUGUCAUCACAAGUUUUGUGCUGCGGCGGGAGGCUCCUCUCGCGCCAGGAACCCUGCUGUCCUGAGCGCUGCGCGAACAAAGGAAAACCAGCAAUAACCAAAACCAGUCUCUGCCUUCAGGAGCUGACAGCAUCUCCCUCGUUUCUCCCAGCUUCUGUAAAUAAAUCCUUGGCGAUGUCGCUGUUUCUCAGAGGACAAUAAAAGGAGCUGUCGUCGCUCCCUGACGCUGACUUCUUCUGCCAGUGGCAAAGCCGCCUCCUCCCUCUCCCGUGCAGGGAGAAGUUUGUUAAAAAUUAGAUUGCAUCUGAGGACUGCUAAUUAUCUUAGAGGGUCUCGGUAAGAUACAGCGAAGGGACCGAAGCUGGUGCUCGAGUGUAGCCCUGCACGAGAAACGACGGCCUGGCUGGUGUCGCCGAGCAGAACGGGGCCUUGGGUGUUUUAGGUGAUGGUUCUCAGUAGGAUGUAUGGUGGUGAAGGUACUAAAGAAAGGUUGGUGCAGAAGUCUCUCGCUAUCUACACACACGCACGUGGAUUUAAUGAAUAGUCACUCCUUUGGCUUUGUCGGGUGGAGGUGUCCAGAUUUAGAUCUGCCUGACUGGAAACAAAACCUGGCCAGCUGUGCAUGCCAUUUUUGCAGAUGUUGCAGCAAAAAGAAACAGUGCACAACUGAGCAGGAGAGGUGACAGGCUUGUCUGCUUCCAGCUCUGCGGCAGCCGCUGUCUCCCGUCCUUGUAACUUGGGCUGCUUGAAAAACCAAGCAAGGUGGUGGUGGCGGUGGUGGUGGUGGUGCAGGACGGCUGUGCUGCUGGGAGCCCUUCUUCUUCCCUGGGUGUUAAACUGGCCGCUUGGGCUUUGUGGCCGCUUGAUUUGUUUCUAUGUAGAAACUUUGCAGGUGGUCUGUGCGAGCAGCGCGUGGCACGUUUCCAACGCGGCCAGGCCAGCGUGCGGAGGGCGGCUGUGGCUACGUGGCCGGGGACCAGAGCUCUUCUGCAGCAGAUCCCGAGAGAGACCGGCCAACCUGCGACUCUCUGCUUAGCAGCAAGGUAUUUCCAGUUCCAUUCACAUCCUUCCCUCUAAACGACAUUGUGCUCCCUCUUCCCCAGCCGCCGGUGCCCGCAGGAACGCAGGGCCCCUGCCCUCACCUUCCACUGCCGGCGCAGCACAGGAUCGUGUCGGAGAGUACCUGCAUAUCAGGAUGGCAACUCCAAACCUGGAGAACCAGUUACACAGUGCCCAAAAGAACCUACUGUUUCUCCAGCGAGAACAUGCCAACACGCUAAAAGGUCUGCACGCUGAGAUUCGUCGCCUGCAGCAGCACUGCACAGAUUUGACCUAUGAGCUGACUGUAAAAAGUUCAGACUUGACAGGAAAUGGUAGCUCAAGAAGUGAAGAGCUUAAAAGGAAGUGUGAAGAACUUGAAGCUCAGCUGAAAGUCAAAGAGGCUGAAAAUAAUGAAUUAUUGAAAGAACUUGAACAAAAAAAUGCAAUGAUAAUGGUGCUGGAAAAUACUAUUAAAGAAAGAGAAAAGAAGUAUUUAGAAGAGUUAAAAAUGAAAAGCCAUAAGCUAAAUAUGCUGUCAAGUGAACUAGAGCAGAGAGCGAGUACCAUUGCUUAUUUAACGUCUCAGCUGCACGCUACCAAGAAGAAGCUGAUGAGUUCCAGCGGGACUUCGGAGGGGACCCCUUCUGGCAGUCCAGUAUUGUCCAGCUAUAAACCAUCCCCUCCCAAAGAUAAACUGCCUGAGACGCCACGACGCCGAAUGAAGAAGAGUCUGUCGACACCGCUCAACCCAGAGUUUGAAGAGGCCUACAGAAUAGGGUCGGAUAGCCGGAAGCUGCUCUUGAGAGAGCCUGUGGAUGCCAUGCCUGAUCCCACGCCGUUUUUGUUGGCCAGGGAAACUGCCGAGGUACACCUUGUUAAGGAGAGGCCAUUAGUUAUUCCGCCCAUUGCUUCAGACCGUGCAGCUGGUGAAUCGCACAGUCCAGCCCGAGAGAAGCCGCACAAGGCCCACAUUGGGGUGGCGCAUCGGAUUCACCAUGUCGCACCGUCCCAGCCCCAGCCGGAGGUGGAGACGCUGGCAGUGGAUCAGGUCAAUGGAAGCAAAGCGGUCAGAAAGCACUCAGGGACAGACAGAACUGUUUGAGUAAAAUCACUGAUGAAAUGCUCUAUUCUGUUGCUGUUUAUGCACUGUGAUCCUAUAGGAUAAAUAGCACCUGCAGUAACGUUUCUUUUGAUGCCCUAUGCAUGCCAAACUUCUUCCAGAUCCAUCACUACUAGAUUAUUCUCUUCUGAUGAAACCCAAUAUGACUGUGUUCAUAUGGCGAGGUAUAUAACUACUAAAUGCUGUGGCCAAAUCAGGGGUACCUGACUGCUUGCUUCUGAGCACUGCUCCAUUUAUUGUAACUACACAUGUGGACAAAGGCACAGGCUGCAGUUUGCAUUAGUAAUCAAUAGUAGUGGAAAAGACACAACUAGAAACCUGCAGCAAUAGGUAUUGGCUGUUACCAUUUAAAAUAUUAAUGGUUCUUUUCUCUUCACUGGUAACACUUCAUACACAAAUACUAACUUUCAUGACAAAGCCUUUCUCAUGGUAGCGUUGAAAAUAAUGCAGCUGUACAUAUACUUUAAAAAGUACUAAGGAUUUUUUUUUUUCCUUCUUCAUGUGCUCUCAAUUGCAGAAUGUUCACAGUUCCUCUUUCUCAAAAGUCUGAGGCCCAGGAAGCAUUACUUGAUUAAUCCUAAAUACUUUGGUUUGUGGCUUUGUGUAAGAAAAGGGGGGGGGGGGUAAAUGUGUUAUGAAGCACUCUUUUUAAUGGCUAAUGAGCUUCAUGGAAAGACUAUGAACACUGUUGUGUUUUGAAAUGGAAUGGCUCCAUUAUGCAUUUUAGACUAAUUAGUAAACUGCACUUGUGGCACCUUCCAUACUAGCUUGAGCGCCUUUCCCAGAGAAAAUAUAACUGGCUAUCUGAUAGAGAAAUGGUUCUUCAUGAGCUAACCCGCUGGGGGUUUUGUGGGAUUUUUUUUGUUGUUGGUGUCUGGUUGGUUGUUUUUUUAUUAUUAGCUUAUUUUGUUGAGGCAAUUAUUUUUGUUUCCUGAUAACCUGAGACUCAUUCUGGGCAUCAUCAGACAAUGAUGGCUUGUAACAGCUUAGAAGCUUAUAGUGUGCCUGAAAUGUCCCUGUAAAAUGUCUGUAUUUAUUUUUAAUUUUACUGACUUAACCAAUUCAUCUGGUAACAAAACCUGGCAGCCUUGCGUUUUAUCCUUGUGUAUUGGGAAGGAUGUGUCUUCCAUUUGCCCUAUUCCCAUAUGCCUUUCUGGUGAGCAACUGAUAGCCCCAACACCUGUUAGACCACCUGGUUAUUUUGUGUUCCUAGGGAAGAAAGGCAUAUUGAGAGCUGUGUGAGUCUGUAAUUUUGGAGAAGGCGCUCAAAUUUGAUCAUUUUUCUUAAAUUCUGAUCUGCAUCUCCGGCUCACCUCUGCUUUGCUCUUGCCUGCAGCCUCUGAGUAGGACCAGUGAGAAACAACAGCUCCCUAACGCUGCUAAGCUUAUGAUGUGCCUUCAGAAACUUGAAACACAUGGUCUUUGUUAAAGCUGAUGAAGGAUCCCUACCUGCCCUCUUCCCUUCCCCUUGCCAGCUGUAGUCUGCCCCUUUCUAAGCUUUUUCUGCAGCUGUGUGUUGGUGUGUCCCCCCCCCUGCCCUGGAGCCUUGGAUAACUAUGUGUCAGCUUCCCCAACAAAGGCACUGGCAGGAGUGAAGCUAACUGUGGUACUGCUAAAUUUCCUGUGCAGCAUGAUACCUUAUAGCAGGGCUGUUCCCCAUCAGUGAUGGUUUGGAAUAGCCACUCGCCCUAAAGCCCCGUCGCUUGAUAUUUUGAAGCCCAGGAAACACUCUUUGGUCUUGUACCUUGCCAGUUGUGUGGUAGGUUUUGUUUUAUAAAUGGUGAGGAGGGAUAGGGAAAAGCUGUGUUCCUGGAAAAUGGUUGGUUAAAGAAAGCUUGUGAUUCUAUGGUUUUCCAUUUUUAAGUGUAUUGAAUUAACCAGCAGUGGUUUUGACUUUUUCGUUGCCAUAUUUUUAUGGUGAUCUGUUGUAUGACUGAACUACCCUGCUACUUGUUCAAGGAUGAUGGAAGGCAUCUCUUCUAAGCACAGCAGAAGGGAUGCUUUGGGCAAUUAAAAACACUUCUUACAACCCUA
This is a messenger RNA of Dromaius novaehollandiae (emu), 7125 nucleotides long. It is a transcript of the gene CCDC92, whose product is annotated as coiled-coil domain containing 92. The transcript is spliced from 14 exons. The coding region runs from base 4126 to 5073 and encodes 315 amino acids. The record is from RefSeq and is a predicted model, not a curated record. Lineage: Eukaryota; Metazoa; Chordata; Aves; Casuariiformes; Dromaiidae. Gene Ontology annotation, cellular component: centriole.